Messenger RNA from Dromiciops gliroides (monito del monte), 660 nucleotides. RefSeq names its product prolyl hydroxylase EGLN2-like. The coding region runs from base 1 to 660 and encodes 219 amino acids. Lineage: Eukaryota; Metazoa; Chordata; Mammalia; Microbiotheria; Microbiotheriidae. Gene Ontology annotation, biological process: cellular response to hypoxia; peptidyl-proline hydroxylation to 4-hydroxy-L-proline. The record is from RefSeq and is a predicted model, not a curated record. Gene Ontology annotation, cellular component: nucleus; cytoplasm. Gene Ontology annotation, molecular function: L-ascorbic acid binding; peptidyl-proline 4-dioxygenase activity; ferrous iron binding. The transcript is spliced from 2 exons.
AUGGGAAAGGACUAUAGCACCUUAAAACAAGAAGAAGGCACAGCUAUGCACGGGACAGCUGUCACAGGCAGCGGCGCUGGAGCUGAAGGAAAAACCCUGCCCCUGUUGGUCAUCUCCUUGGUCCCCUGCUGCCUCGCCAAGGCCCAAGGACAAAGGCAGAUCAUGUCCCAGGUUCCCAGGCGCUGUCAUCCCCUCAGCUGUGGCCAGGACAAGAUGAUCCUACACCAUGCAGGCCGCCUGGGCAGCUACAUCAUCAAUGACCAGAACAAGGCCAUGGUGGCUUGUUACCCUGGCAAUGGGCUGAGCUAUGUGGUGCACGUGGACAACGUCCAUGGGGAUGGGCACUGCAUCACUUGUAUCUAUUACCUGAACCAGCACUGGGACAUCAAGACCCACAGUGGUUUGCUGCAGAUCUUCCCCAAGGGCUGGCCUGUGAUGGCCAACAUCAAGCCACUGUUUGACCAGCUGCUGAUCUACCACAGGAACCCCAGUGAGGUGAAGCCAGCCUACGCAACCAGGUACGCCAUCACUGUCUGGUAUUUUGAUGUGAAGGAAUGGGUCACAGACAAGGACAAGUAUCAACUAGCAUCAGGCCAGAAGGGCAUCCAAGUGCCAGUGUCCCAGAAGCAGAAUAAUAAGGGCAUUAUGUUGGACAGUUGA